Molecule: messenger RNA, 5397 nt
Organism: Nycticebus coucang (slow loris)
Lineage: Eukaryota; Metazoa; Chordata; Mammalia; Primates; Lorisidae
Gene: PARP9
Product: poly(ADP-ribose) polymerase family member 9
Exons: 12
Coding region: 438-2906 (822 amino acids)
Biological process (GO): negative regulation of gene expression; positive regulation of type II interferon-mediated signaling pathway
Cellular component (GO): nucleus; cytoplasm
Molecular function (GO): transcription corepressor activity; NAD+ poly-ADP-ribosyltransferase activity; ubiquitin-like protein ligase binding
Source: RefSeq, a predicted model, not a curated record
CGGCUCUCUGCGGGGUGAGUAGGUCGCGUCCCCGGGCGGUGGGCGCUGCACUCGGCGCCUUCUGGGCUCUCGCGUCCGCGCUCCUGCAGGAUCGGGCGGGAGGCCAGCUCUACCCUUUAGACUGGCUCUCGGGGGUUUUCUGCCCCAUUCCUUGAUUUCGCCAACAGCCCUAAACUGUUUGCCUGUUCAACCUGUGAACGAGGGAAUAAAGAUGGGAGCCAGGCCGUGACUGUACAGGCUGCUCAAGGGAGGUGGACCUGUGGACCAAGAAGAGAAACCUCUUGAACGUCUCCGAGAGAAAGUUUCAAGCAGAAUCCCAAUCAGAGUGUGGGGAGGAGAAGGGAGGAAGUGGACCACCAUAUCUGGGAACUACAGUCUACACUCAGAACUACAAACGAGAGAGACAUUAAAGACCUGCCCUGCCAGCAACUUGGAAGAUGGACUUUUCCAUGGGUGCUGGAGCUGCAGCUUACAAUGAAAAAUCAGAGACUGAUACUUUCAGAGAAAACUAUAGUUGCCAAAUUCCCAUUAAGCACCAUGACUUCAACAUUUUAAAAAAUAAUGAGAGUGUGCUGCAUGAAGUCCUCCAGAAUAAGUUUGGCUGUAUCUCUACCCUGGUCUCUCCAGCCCUGGAAGUCACCAGCAAAUCUCUGCAAGUGUUUAGAAAAAAGCUGACUCCUAGGCUAGAGUUAUCUGUCUGGAAGGAUGACCUCACCACACAUGUUGUUGAUGCUGUGGUGAAUGCAGCUAAUGAAAACCUUCUACAUGGGGGAGGCCUGGCCGGGGCCCUGGUGAAAGUUGGUGGCAUUGAAAUCCAAGAAGAGAGCAGAAAAUUUAUUUCCAGAAAUGGGAAAUUAUCAGUUGGUGAGAUAGCUGUCACUGGGUCAGGGAAGCUUCCCUGCAAAGAGAUCAUCCAUGCUGUUGGGCCCAUGUGGGGGGAAAUGGAUCCAGAGGGAUGUAUACAAAAGCUGCAGAUGGCCAUUACAAAUAUUCUGGAUUAUGUCACGUAUACAAAUACUUCCAUUGAGACAGUAGCAAUUCCAGCUGUGAGCUCUGGGAUUUUCAGGUUCCCUCUGGACUUAUGUACACAGAUCAUUGUAAAUACUAUCCGGUUUAAUUUGUAUAACAAGCAAAUGGUCGGUAAUUUGAAAGAAAUUCACUUGGUGAGCAAUGAGGAUCCUACUGUUGCUGCCUUUAAACGUGCUUCAGAACUCAUCUUAGGGAAAAAUGAGCUGGAACCCUGGAUGAAUCAAGAAGCCGCCCAUCCUUCUGAUAGAAUGGUCGUGAACAAUAUGACUCUCCAGGUUGUCCAGGGCCAUAUUGAAUGGCAAUUGACAGAAGUGAUUGUUAAUUCUAUGGACCCAUUUAAUAGUAGACAAGGACCUGUGUCAGACUCAAUUGUACAACAAGCAGGAUUUGAAAUGAGAUUGGAAUUAAACAAAAAGAUUACAUCACUGCAUACUACAUCACUGCAAAAUUUCCCGUAUGUAGUGGUCACUAAAGGAUUUAACUUGUCCUGUCAAUAUGUAUAUCAUGUACUGUGGCAUUCAGCAGAUUCUACACAUCUGAGAAAUGCUAUGAGCAAGUGUUUGGAAAAAUGCCUUGAGGAAAAUAUAACUUCCAUUUCCUUUCCUGCCCUUGGCACUGGAGGCAUGGGCAUACCGAAGGAAAUAGCAGCACGGACUAUGUUUGAGGAAGUUUUAAGAUUUGCCAAACACUAUUCAAAAAACCAAUUAACUGUAAAGUUUGUGAUCUUUCCAACAGAACUAGAUCUAUAUAAGGUUUUCUGUACUGAAAUCACAAAGAAGUCCAAGAUACUAAAUCACAUCCCCCAGUCGACCAGAGAGGAAAAGAGAGAAAAUGGGCUUGAAGCUCGAUCUCCCGUCAUCAAUCUGAUGAGCUGCAACAAGGAAGAGAUGCAUGAGGCUGAGGCAUGGAUCCAAAGAAUAUUGACCCUCCAGGACCACCACCACAUUGAGAAUAAUCAUAUUCUGUACUUUGGGGAAAAGGAACAUGACCUUUUGGCUCAGCUUCAGAAAACUUCAGAUGUCUCCAUCUCAGAGUAUACCAGUCUGGAAAAGGCAAGGUUAGAGAUUAAAGGAGCGCAGGCUGACCUCAUUGAAGUGGUUUUGUCCAUUGAACAUAUGCUGUGCAAAGUUCAGGAGGAAGUGGCAAGGAAAAAUGAGCAAAGCCUUUGGAGCAUGGCGGGAGAACGGACUUAUCAGCAACCAAAACGCCAGGAUGAAAUGAAAGAAGAGAAUGUCAUAUUUUUUCAGAAAUAUGUAGUGUCUGCAACUCAAGAAAUUCAGGAUCAAAAGAAACAGUUUGAAGAAUAUGGUUUGAGGGUUAUAAAGGUAGAGAAGAUAGACAAUGAGGUUCUCAAGGCUGCCUUCCAAAGGAAGAAGAAAAUGAUGGAAGGGAGACCACAUAAGAACCCCAUGAGCCACAGACUGUUUCACCAGGUCCCAUACCAGUUCUGCAAUGUGGUGUGCAGAGUUGGCUUUCAAAGGAUAUACUCGGAGCCCUGUGACCUCAAAUAUGGAGUUGGCAUAUACUUCACCAAGAACCUCAAAAACCUAGCAGACAAGGUCAAGAAAACCUCUGCCACAAAUAAGCUGAUCUAUGUGUUUGAGGCUGAAGUACUCACAGGCUCCUUUUGCCAGGGUCAGAAGUCAAAUAUUGUCCCCCCACCAUUGAGUCCUGGAGCCAUAGAUAUUCAUGACAGUGUGGUUGACAAUGUCUCAAGCCCUGAAACCUUUGUUAUUUUUAAUGGCAUACAGGCAAUUCCCCGAUAUUUGUGGACUUGUAUGCAGGAUCUUGUUGGGUUACAAGAUAACUCACUGGGACCAAUGACGCUUUCCCAGAAGCCUUGGGGGAGAUUCACAGAUGGAAGCUCUGUUGAUUAAUCCCUAUGUCAUUGUAAUAACUGGUAUGGCCUUACUUUGGGGGAACUAAUCACAUAAUGACCGUCAGUGAUUCAAAAAGUGGUUUGAAUAUGUCAAAUAGGUUAUCUGUAUGGAUUGACUGAGUUAUUGAAGGAACCAGCCACACACUAGUACCUUAGUGCCUUCAUUUGUGUUUUUAAUCUCUUGGAGUUGGGGUGAGUAAUUACCAACUUAAACACUCUCAGGACUGUUCCUUCUCCUUGCAGCUAUUCUUUCACCUCCUUUGCUAUAGUUAACAGCAAAAAUGUUUUACAUGUAAUGGGAUUUUUCUAUUAUAUAGUCUAAGCCCUUCAUUUUCUAAAAUCAUGAGCGUGUAAACUAUUAGGACAGCAGAAUGAUUUUAGAUUUUCCAGAGAAUCUUAUAAAGUGCUUUAGAUAAUCAAAAUAAAUAACCUUUGUCUGAGUUAUGGGCUCUGAAACAUAUCUUGAGAUUAUUGAAAUAAUUUGAAGUAGAAGGACAUCAAAUGUUGAUAAUCUGUUUGGAUUCACCCAUAUCCAGCAAUGCCACUUAAGCACCAUGAGGCCAAAUUAUUAAUUCACCAAAUAUUUACUGACCACCAGAUGUGUCUUAGUCACUUUGUGGGUACAAGGGACAUGAUGCUGGAUAAGACAAAUGUCUUUACAAAUCUUUUAGCCUGAAUAAUCAGAAAGAAUAAUCAUACAACUUAUGUGUUAUUAAGUGUAACAAAAAGAGAAUUAUAGUCUCUUUGGAAAAAUUUAAGGAGGAAAGGGAUAAAUUAGUCAGAGGUUGAGGGAAAGGCCACCAAAUGAAAUGAAAUUCAAGCUGAGACCAUAAAGAAUGUAGCAAGUUGGGAGCAGACAAAAGAGUAUUUUAGGCAGAGAGAAUAGCUUUUAUAAAGGGAAAAUUCACUGUGACUGUGCCCAAAAUUGACUACAGAGUUUUAUUUGCAAUGUUGAGGCCAGCUAAUCACACUAUGCAUCUCUUACCUAUUUUCAAAUCCAUAUUUCUCUUUAUUUCUAAACUAUCCUGACCUUACAACCUCUUGCACAGAACACUUUCUCUUCCUUGUCUUACCUUAACCAGCAUUCUCCCUCUAGGAAGAAGCAUGCUUAUUGUCUAAUAUGGUACUGCCCUUGAAUUUGGCCAAAAGGGGCUGGGCCUUGAACCCUGGCUUGAAAGCGCCCCAGUCUAGCCCUUUCCUUGAGAGCGCCCCAGUCUAGCCCUCCUCCAAUGGUGCCCAUCCUCAUAAGAUGAAGUCUAAGAGAAUGGAUCCAUCUGGAGCCUGCACUUCACUCUCCUCAGCCACCAACUAGGCACCUGGAACCCCUAAAUUUCCUACUUAAGAGCUGAAUCCAUUUCCAGGCCCCGAUUGGGUCUCAUCCUUGGGUUUCUCCUCCCAAGGUUGGACUGUGCCAUAAUCUGCAUCAAGAAUGACCAACAGAUGACCAUUUGCAGGCAUGGGCUUAGACUUGAGUGUUGAGGAGUCCAUAUACAUGAGUCCUGUGGUGCAGAGCUAAGGGUGAGAAGACAGAUUUGAAAGAUCUAUCUUAAGUGUGUUAAGAAUUUUAGAAGUGAAUGGAGGAGAGGCAAUGGUCACAAGGAUUAAAAAAAAAAAAAAAUCCAUAACAAGAAAUGUAAUGAAACUAUAGGCCACCAAAGAAGUAAUCUUAAAAGCAGCCAGGGAGAAUAGCCAAAUCAUCUUCAAAGGAAGGACAAUUAGACUGACAGCAUUAUAUUUGGGGUAGGCAGAAUAAUGUCUUCCCCUGAACCUGUGACUAUAUUACCUUACACAGUGCAAAAGGACUCUGCAGCUAUAAUUAAGGUUACACUUCAAAUGGAAAGGUUAUCUAGAAUUAUCUAGGUUGACCCAAUCUAAUCACUAAAAUGGUUAAAAGUAGAGAACAUUUCAUAGCUGAGUCAAAGAGAUGUCAGCAUGGGAAGGAUUUGAUGCCCUGUGUUGGUUCUGACAUGUAGGACACUCUGUAUAAGGACUAAAGAGAAGCUUCUCAGAGUAGCCCCAGCUGACAACCAGCAAGAAAACAGAGACCUCAGUCUACUGCAUGGAACUGAAUUCAGUCAACACCUGAAUUAACAAGAAAACAAGCUCAAGAACCUUCAGAAAGGAAUAAAAUCUGCCAACUGAUACCCUGAUUUUAGUUUAGUGAGAUCCAUGUCUGACUGCUGACCCACAGAACUGUAAAACAAUAAAUUUGUGCCCUUUUAAUCCAUUAAAGUUGUGGUAAUUUGUUAUGGCCAUAAUAGAAAACUAAUUUUCUUUUUUGUCUUUUUUGCUUUCUUCUUUUUUUAUUACUAAUAUAUUUUUCAAUAGUAACAAUGGAAGCCUGAAAAUAUUAGUAUAAUAUUUUCAAAGGGCUGAGAGAAAUUGUUAGUCUAGAAUUUUAUGAUUAGCUAAACUAUUAUUUUGCUUUAAUUUUUGAAUAAAGAUACUCUUGGAUCAUCAAAAACUGAGUUUUGGGUUUUUUUUUUUUU